Stylophora pistillata is the source of this 1222-nucleotide messenger RNA. RefSeq names its product polycystin-1-like protein 2. Gene Ontology annotation, biological process: detection of mechanical stimulus. Lineage: Eukaryota; Metazoa; Cnidaria; Anthozoa; Scleractinia; Pocilloporidae. Gene Ontology annotation, molecular function: calcium channel activity; calcium ion binding; protein binding. Gene Ontology annotation, cellular component: membrane. The record is from RefSeq and is a predicted model, not a curated record.
AAACAACACUAUGUACUGGAACUGGUUACAGAGAGUUUACAUCCCAGGAGUGUUUUCCGGAAGAUGGUACAACAGUCAAGAGGAGAAGAAAACGAUGUAUAUUGGUAAUAAACACUCUCUUCUUGUCGGCAUGGCUCGAAUAAGGCAACUCAGAGUGAAAUCGACACAGUGUAAAGUCCCGAACUAUAUCGAAGAAUGUUUCGAGGGAUACUCGAUAAAGAACGAAGACACGGCCGCGUACAAAAAACCAGGCUGGAGGCCUAUUGACAAUGCUACGAGGAAUGACGAGUUGCUACGUCUUUGCCCGAGGCCAUGGCGAUAUCAACAUGUUGAAGACACCGACACUAUACUUAGGUGGGGAAAGUUCUCCUAUUAUCAUGGAGGAGGAUUUGUAGCAGACCUCGGAUAUCAGAAUCAUACAGGAUUCAGCAUAGUAACAGAUUUACAAAAAAACAAUUGGCUUGACAGAAAAACUCGAGUGGUCAUCGCAGAGUUUUCUACGUUUAAUCCAUCAGUAAAUGUUUUAGGUGUUGCCACAUACUUCUACGAGGUUCAAACAUCUGGGCUGAAAACAGCUUCCAUGGAAACCCACAGUCUGUCAAUUGAUUCUACUGACACUUCCUCUCAUCAGUUUUAUUCGAUUUGCACGUUUCUCUUCAUUGUAUCUGUUUUUUUGUAUUUUGGGAGAGAAACCUUGAGGCUUUAUAAUCAUCGUUCUCGAUAUUUUAAGUCCAUGUGGAAUUGGAUCGAAAUAUUCCAAAUUUUUUUCUCUCUGUUUGCCGUGGUAACUUAUAUGAUACGACAGAGUAAAGUUAUUUCAAUCAUGGGCAAAGUGCAUAAAAACAUUUACGCAAAUCCAAGUUUUCAAGAAGCUAUCACUUGCCAAGAAGUAGAAAACGCCGUCCUUGGUAUCCUGAUUUUCAUCGUCACUACCAAGCUCUUGCGAAUCAUUCGCUUCAACAACCACGUUGCUCUAUUCUCCAAAACAUUGAAGAUAUCUGCACGAUCUUUGACCUCGUUUAGUUUUGUUUUUUUAAUUUUCUUUGUUGCAUUUUUGGACUUCGAUGUCGUGAUGUUUGGUUGUUUAUCUGAGCGCUACUCUUCGGUGCUAAAACGAGGCUUAUUUCCAACUUGAGCUAGCUCUUGGUCGAGUGAAAGCUAGACCGAUCAAGGAACUAGCAGAGACCAAUACCAUAUACUUCAAAGUAUUCGCGUAUCUAAU